Molecule: messenger RNA, 4578 nt
Organism: Symbiodinium sp. CCMP2592
Lineage: Eukaryota; Dinophyceae; Suessiales; Symbiodiniaceae
Source: the annotation of a GenBank genome assembly
AUGGCGGUUGUCAGCAAGAUGGCUCGGUCAAAAGGCCGCGUAGCGGUAGGUGGCGCCGUGGCUGCUGCCGCGCUGCUGGCAGCCCCGAGCUUCCUUGCUCCAGGACAGGAUGUCCCCCGUCAGAUGCAACUGCAGACGCACCAGGUCAGCACAGCUUCGGCUGGUGACGAGGCCAGGAACCUGAACAUGGCAGCAGCAGGUGCCAGCGCCAUGAGCAUGGGCGCAGUCGCUGCUCUGGGGCCCCGCCGUACAGCCAAGCGCGGGCCUUCCAAGCGCAAGACAGCUGUCGCUGUGCGCUCCAGCGAAGACGAUCGGCAGGGUCCCGAAGGCCUCGCGGAGCUCGUGGCCUUGGCUGAGCAACUGCUUCGGCAGCCCGAACCGCAGCAGGUGGCUCUCCUCGCGCAGCGGCUUCAGGCUUUUGCUGCUAACGAGCUCCGCCGAGGUGCUGUGCUCUCGGCCCCAGCUGUCCAGGCCUUCGUGAAGGUUGCAGAUGCCGGCGAGUCGCUGCGGGGAGGCGCCGAGAAGCAGCUUCGCUGGGCGGCCGGCGCUGCCGCAUCGCUUCUUCUGACUUACAGCGUCAGCCUGCAGCCGGCCGUGGCGGCGGAUGCCGUCAACUAUUCCGAUUUCAUGGAGUCCGUGAACCGCGGUGACGUUGAGAUGGUGCGUGUCCAGGAUGACCAGCUUUCCGCCCAGUACACCACCAAGGAUGGCGCUCGUCACGAGGUGAACUUGAUCCCCAAUGGACAGAUUCAGGACCAGUUGUUCAACAGUCUUGCGGAGAAGAAGGUGGAUGUGGUCAUGCAGACCCCUGGAGCCAACAGUGGUGGGCCCCUGGACUUCCUGGCACGCUUCGCCGGCCCCAUCGCCUGGCUGAUCGCAGGACUUCUUGUUCUCUUCGGAGGCGCUGGCAUGGGAGGACCCGCAGGACCUGGCGGCCCGGGCGGAAACCCGUUCGAGCUCGGCAAGUCCAAGGCUCGGAUCAUCAAGGAUGGGGACACCAAAGUGAAAUUCGCAGACGUCGCGGGAUGCGAUGGGGCCAAGCAGGAGCUUGUGGAGGUCGUCGACUUCCUGAAGAACACCUCGCGCUACUCAGAGCUCGGCGCCAAGAUCCCCAAGGGUGCCCUCUUGGUUGGGCCACCGGGUACCGGAAAAACGUUGCUUGCAAAGGCAGUGGCCGGUGAGGCGGGAGUUCCCUUCUUCAGCAUCUCGGCAUCGGAGUUCGUUGAGAUCUUCGCUGGGAUCGGCGCCUCGCGUGUGCGUGACCUCUUCGAGCAGGCGAAGAAGUCAGCCCCCUGCAUCAUCUUCAUCGACGAGAUUGAUGCGGUGGGCCGCCAGCGCAGUGCCGGCUUCGGCCAGGGCAACGACGAGCGAGAGCAGACGGUGAACCAGCUGCUCACGGAGAUGGACGGUUUCGAAGCGAACAAGGGCGUCGUGGUAAUUGCUGCCACGAACCGAGCCGACAUCCUGGACCAAGCCUUGGUGCGGCCAGGACGCUUCGAUCGCCAAAUUCAGGUGGAUCCUCCCGACGUCCAGGGCCGCUCCGAGAUCUUGAAGGUCCACGCCAAGGGCAAGAACCUGGCAGCUGGUGUUGACCUCGCAGCCAUUGCCCGGCAGACCCCCGGCAUGUCUGGCGCGGACCUCGCCAACCUCCUGAACGAGGGUGCCAUCGUUGCGGCGCGCCAGAACAAGGCGGAGAUCGAUUCUGACGACAUCUUCAAUGCACUGGAGCGCAUUGCUAUUGGCUUGGAGAAGAAGGAUGCCGUCAUGUCCGAGCAGAAGAAGAGGCUGGUGGCAUACCACGAGGCCGGUCACGCCAUCCUAGGUGCAUUGAUGAACGACUAUGAUGUCGUGGCGAAGAUCAGCAUCGUUCCUCGUGGGCCUGCCGGCGGCGUCACGAUCUUCAUGCCCUCAGAGGAAAGGCUCAAUUCCGGUCUCUACUCGAAGGAGUUCCUGGAGAAUCGCAUGUGCGUGGCGCUGGGCGGGCGCCUGGCCGAGGAGAUCAUCAACGGCAGGGACAACGUGACGACGGGGGCGUCGAACGACUUCCAGCAGUGUACGCAAGUAGCGAAGCAGAUGGUCAUGUCGCUGGGCAUGUCCCCGGAGAUUGGCCAGCGGCUCCUCGGAGGACAGCAGGGCGGUGGCCCUUUCAUGGGCCGCGACUUCAUGGGCCAGGGUGCUCCUCCCAUGUCUCAAGCACUGAGGCAGAAGGUGGACGCCGAGGUCAAGCGUAUCGUGGACGAGCAGUAUCAGCGUGGCAUGAAGCUCCUGCGCGACAAUAUGUAUCUCCUGGAUGAGCUUGCCAAGCAGCUCAUGGCGGAGGAAAAGGUCUCCGGCGAGCAGCUGAUGAAGCUGAUCAACAAAGCAGCUGCCGAAGGAAAGCUCGUCAUGGGCAACACGAAGAUGGCAGUUGCCGCCUACACAGGUGAGGUGGUCGAGACAACCGCCGAGGUCUCCAUGCCUCGUAAGACACAGUGCCUGCAUCCGGACAAGCCGAUGAUGUUUGCUUGUGCCGACUGCCCUCGCCGCGGCUUCUGCGGCUCGACGGGUGCUUUGCCACAGGGUGGCAAGGCCGCUCGCAGCGCUGUUGCAAGGCUUGGGCUGGCAACGCCUGAGACUGAGAGCCGGGAGUCCACCAGCGAGGAGGUCCUGCGCCGAGUGAAGGACAUGGCCGGCGAGGUCUCCACCGGGGCUGCGCUGCCCGACACCGUCGUGAAGCACGCUGCUGUGCAGGUCCUGGCGGCUCUCGCUGCCACCGCGGCACCGUUGGCAGCCAAGGCUGACGAUGUGCCAGCACUGCAGUCCAUGGGCACACCGCAGAUGCAGAUGCAGCAGCCGGGUGGAGGGGGCUUCGCCCGAGUCAGCGGGCGUGUGACCUACUCUCGUCUCCUCGAGUUCGUGGAUGAGGGUUCUGUGAAGCGCGUGGACUUCUACGACCUUGGCCGCACAGCCGUCGCCACCGUAUCUGUGGGUGGCCGCGAGCAGCAGCUUGUUUGCGAUCUUCCCGGAGCCACCACAGGCCUUAUCGAGAAGCUGACAGCCAAGGGUAUCUCCAUUGAGGUCCAUCAGCCGGAGAAGCCAAAUCCUUUGUUCAACGUCCUGGGUGAUGUUGCCCUCCCCCUCCUGCUCAUCGCAGGCCUGCUGUUCCUGCGCUCUCGUGCCCCCGGAGGUGGUGGCGGCAUCCCAGGCUUCGGCAACCAAGGCCAGGCCAAGAUCAUGAUCACGCCUGAAACGGGCGUGAAGUUCGAAGACGUGGCUGGCAUCGACGAGGCAAAGGAAGAGCUUAUGGAGAUUGUGGACUUCUUGAAGGCACCCGAGAGGUUUGUGAAGGUCGGGGCAAAGAUCCCUCGCGGGGUGCUGUUGACAGGACCCCCCGGCACCGGCAAGACGCUGAUGGCCAAGGCAUUGGCGGGUGAGUCCGGCGUGCCCUUCAUUCAGUCGUCCGCCUCGGAGUUCAUCGAGCUUUUCGUCGGUGUGGGCGCCUCCCGGGUGCGAGACAUCUUCAAGCAGGCCAAGGAGAAGGCUCCAUGCAUCGUGUUCAUCGAUGAGAUUGAUGCAAUCGGUCGCCAGCGCGGGGCCGGCAUGGGUGGCGGCAACGACGAGCGUGAGCAGACACUGAAUCAGAUCCUCACGGAGAUGGACGGCUUCGAGGGCAACAGCGGUGUGAUCGUGGUCGCGGCCACGAACAGGUCCGACAUCCUGGACAAUGCCUUGUUGCGUCCUGGCCGUUUCGAUCGCCGUGUGCAGGUCGGUCUCCCGGAUGUCAAGGGCCGUGCCCAGAUCCUCGAGGUCCAUGUCAAGAACAAGAAGCUCGACGGAGAGAUCACCCUCAUGGACAUCGCCAAGCGCACCGCCGGCUUCUCUGGUGCUGACCUGGAGAAUCUGAUGAACGAGUCGGCCAUCCUUGCAGCCCGGCGCAACAAGACGGCCAUCAGCAUGGAUGAGAUCAACGAUGCCACCGACCGGGUCAUCGCCGGCCUCGAGGGACGUGCACUGCAGGACAACGCGGCCAAGAAGCUUAUUGCCUACCACGAGGCAGGACAUGCCAUCGUCGGAACCCUGCUUCCGUACCAUGAUCCCGUCAACAAGGUGACCUUGAUCCCACGUGGGCAGGCCAAGGGCCUCACAUGGUUCACGCCCGGCGAGGACCAGAGCCUCAUCUCUGCCGCCAUGCUGAAGGCCCGUAUUGCCGGCGCCCUGGGCGGACGGGCCGCCGAACAGCUGGUCUUCGGAAGCAGCCAGGUGACCACGGGUGCCGGCGGCGACCUCCAGCAGGUGGAGCGCAUGGCCCGGGCAAUGGUCACCCAGUUUGGCAUGUCCGAGGUCGGUUCGCUGGCCAUCGAUGACGGCGGCUUCAUGGGCCCCGACUACUCGGAGCAGCUCAGCGAGAAGAUCGACCAGGCCAUCAAGAACAUCUCGGAUGAUUGCUACCUCAACGCGCUGAACAUCCUGAUGACCAACCGCGCGUGCCUGGAUUUCGUUGCCGACGAGCUGACAGAGAAGGAGACCAUGACUGGCGAUCGCCUUCGGGAGAUCAUCGCCGAGUACACAGAGAUCCCGGCCAAGCUCGCGGCUGUGUGA